Molecule: messenger RNA, 2224 nt
Organism: Cucurbita maxima (winter squash)
Lineage: Eukaryota; Viridiplantae; Streptophyta; Magnoliopsida; Cucurbitales; Cucurbitaceae
Product: serine/threonine-protein kinase 38-like
Exons: 13
Coding region: 115-1788 (557 amino acids)
Biological process (GO): intracellular signal transduction; peptidyl-serine phosphorylation
Molecular function (GO): protein serine/threonine kinase activity; ATP binding
Source: RefSeq, a predicted model, not a curated record
UAAUUCGAUUGGUUUUUUUUUUUUUUUUUUUUUCUUUUGUUGUUUUGGAUUGGGAAAUUUGUUUCUGGUCCAGGGAUGGUUUAUGGUUCUGUUCUUGAGAUUCCUGUUUGAGAAAUGGAUUCGGCGAGGAGUUGGUUUAAUAAGCUUCAGCCAAGAGAUAGGUUGAGGGGUUCUUCGAAGAGGAGGGAAAAUAGUGCUGGAGGGAAUGAGGAAUCUACUGAACCGGUGGAUGAAGAAGAGCUUUCUAAUAUCACUAAGCAGAAGGCUGCUGCGGCAAAGCAGUACAUCGAGAAUCAUUACAAGGAGCAAAGGAGGAAUCUGCAGGAGAGAAGGGAAAGACGCAAUAUAUUGGAAAAGAAGCUGGCUGAUGCUGAUGUUUCUGAAGAAGAUCAAAACAAUUUACUUAAAUUUUUGGAGAAGAAGGAAACAGAAUACAUGCGCCUCCAAAGGCACAAAAUGGGUGUCGAUGAUUUUGAUUUACUAACAAUUAUUGGCAAAGGUGCUUUUGGGGAGGUUCGUAUUUGUAGAGAGAAGACAACAGGUCAGGUAUAUGCUAUGAAAAAGCUUAAAAAAUCCGAGAUGCUUCGAAGGGGCCAGGUGGAGCAUGUGAGAGCUGAAAGAAAUCUUCUUGCUGAAGUAGACAGCAAUUGCAUCGUGAAACUCUAUUGUUCUUUUCAAGAUGAUGAGUUUCUCUACCUUAUUAUGGAGUACCUACCUGGGGGAGAUAUGAUGACUUUAUUGAUGAGAAAGGAUACAUUGACUGAUGAUGAAGCCAGGUUUUACGUUGGAGAGAUAGUUUUGGCUAUUGAGUCUAUUCAUAAGCACAAUUACAUUCAUAGAGAUAUCAAGCCUGACAACUUGCUGCUUGAUAAAUUUGGGCACUUGAGACUUUCAGACUUUGGACUAUGCAAGCCAUUAGAUUGCAGUACACUCCAAGAACAAGAUUUCAAUAUAGGGAGUGUCCGCAAUGGAACUGCACAAAGUGAUGAGCGCAAUGCAGCUCCUACACGUACUCAACAAGAGCAACUACAACAUUGGCAGAAGAAUCGCAGAAUGCUUGCUUAUUCAACAGUUGGAACACCAGAUUACAUUGCUCCCGAGGUUUUGUUGAAGAAAGGUUACGGAAUGGAAUGUGACUGGUGGUCACUUGGAGCAAUUAUGUAUGAAAUGCUUGUUGGCUACCCACCUUUUUACUCUGAUGAUCCAAUGUCAACAUGUCGGAAGAUAGUGAACUGGAGAACUCAUAUGAAGUUCCCUGACGAGGCAAAGCUAUCUCUCUUGGCAAAAGAUCUCAUAAGCAAACUACUAUGCAAUGUUGACCAGAGGCUAGGUACAAACGGUGCGGAUGAAAUUAAGGUUCAUCCGUGGUUUCAAAAUCUUGAAUGGGAUAGGCUAUAUGAAAUGGAAGCUGCAUUUGUUCCUGAGGUUAAAGAUGAGCUAGACACUCAAAAUUUUGAAAAGUUUGAAGAGUCUGACUCGCAAAGCAGUGCAUCAUCUAAAUCUGGUCCAUGGAGAAAGAUGCUCUCAUCUAAGGACAUCAACUUUGUUGGAUACACUUAUAAGAACUUCGAAAUCGUCAAUGAUUAUCAAUUGCCUGGGAUGACUGAACUGAAGAAAAAAUGCAACAAACCAAAAAGACCCUCAAUCAAGUCACUCUUUGAUGACGAAUCGGAGGCACGAGAUGCAGCUGAUUCAUCCAUACGUUGUCAACCGAGCAUGGGGGGUAGCUGUUCAAACUCAAUGACAUCUGAACUGGAUGCAUUUGAAAAGAGAAAAGAGUCAAUGUGACGUAUUCUCUGUGGAUCAUCAGAUGAUACAGCAGAACCUCUGAUUCAUUUGCUAAUCUUAGUUGGAAUUCUUUAGUAUACAUAGAUCCAAUGUAUGAUAUGGUGACAUUCUGCAUCCAAAUCCUUUGACCAACUUGGUUUAACAGAAGGUUAAGUUCGAUCAACAAUGGACGAGACGGAUUCUUGGUUUCUAACAAUCGACCUUGGAGCCGAGCUGAGCCGAGCCGAGCCCGUGGCAGCGUUGUUCGGAGUCAGGUAAAUAACAGAUCUGAAAAAGGUUAACAGAUCUUAGAAGUGUUGAAAUUUACUAUUCUUUUUCUUGUCUUGUUUCUUCCCACAUCUAAUUUGGUGGGGUUUUCUCAACAAUUUGUUGUACAAAAGACACCAAACCAAUAGCCAAUACAUGAAUGUUCCAGUGUAGAUAAUACAUAGCAAAA